Molecule: messenger RNA, 1295 nt
Organism: Ruditapes philippinarum (Manila clam)
Lineage: Eukaryota; Metazoa; Mollusca; Bivalvia; Venerida; Veneridae
Exons: 7
Coding region: 179-994 (271 amino acids)
Source: RefSeq, a predicted model, not a curated record
GUCUGUACACUGUCUGAUACGCAGAAAUCUACGACUAAGUUUAUGUAAAUAAGAACAAACUUCCGGUAUCAACCCGGAUAUGACAAAUAAAUUAAGUGUUUAUUUUUAUAUCUUUUAUUUCGAUUUGAUUUUGAUAUAACUACUCGUGCUUAGACGACCAGGACAAAAUUAAGCAGAGAUGAUUGUUGUGGUUAUUUUCUUAGCAUUGGUACAUGUUCAGAAUUCUGGGGCUGUUGAUUGUGUGGGCUGUACAUCUUCUCAAACGUGUGGAUUUGAUGGGUUAUGUUAUGAUAUAUCAGACCUUGUAACGUGUGAUACAGCAAACUAUGGAUAUUACUGUAGAAGAGGACAAUCUUGCUGCGGUAUAACUGGAGGAUGUAUACCACAUGAUAAAAUAUGUUGUAGUCCUAAUCAUAGAUAUUGCGAGCCCGAUCAUACGUGUUGUGGAUCACACCUAUGCUGUCCAAAAGAAGCCGAAUGUAUAAAUGGAACCUGUGUACUAUACACGUUAAGGAAGAGACCACAUGAAGUUGAACAACAAACCACGGCGUAUCAAACUAGAAUAUUCAAGAGAACAUUUCCAACAUCAACGGUUAUGACAUUACCCUCUACUACAAAUCGUUUGACUACACAUCCGGCAGGGAAAACAAUUUCUACGUUACAAACACUAUAUCUUACACAGAAAACAUCGGACAUAUAUCACAAUUUCAACAGGAAUUAUGCUUCAAGUAACAGACACCUCGGCAGUGUCUUUAAAUGGUGGUAUAUCGCUUUAUUUGUGGCUGGUAUUGGGUGUGUAUGUGUUUCCCUUGGUCUUAUCGUCAUCAUACGAAGACAUACUAGAUCUAAAGCACUUGGACAGUGUAAUAACUUUGGUAUAGUGCCGAUUGCCCCAGCACAGACCGUUGGAGUGUAUCAAAAUGAUGAUGCAUCAAAUUCAGUUUAUGACAAAGGAAAUCCUCAACAGCAGACCCGAAAUAUAAGUUUUAUUUGAGCGAAACAGAAGCUAGGGCAUAAUCAACAGAUAAUUGUUCUUAAUCCAUAAAACUGCAUAGUAUCAUGAAAACAACAGAUAAAACCGUUAUUGGUGAUUCUAAGAAAAAGGCAAUACUAAAAAUACAAAGGACCUAUAAAUUCACUUUGAAGAAAGGGUAGGAGAAAAUAAAAUCUGAAAAAAUAUUCGAGUAUUUAUAGAACUAACUUUAUUUCAUUUUUAAGUAAUACAUACUAAAAUUGUGAAUCGUUAGACAAUUGUUGACAUCAUAUUAAAAUUUCCUAUAUUUGUACCAUAACAA